UUGGCAUAAAUAUAGUCUGAGCUAUAAGGCACGCAUGAGCACAGCUUUAUACAGACAAAAUCAAAGGAAUACCAGGACACCUGAGGGUUUUUUUUAUUGUUUCGUUGUGCUUUCUCCUUUCAUUUAUUUAUUUAUUUUUCAUUCUGCGCUUUUUAUAGUGCGUGUCUUGCGCUCUUUGGCUAUUUAUAACAGUUCACAGACAGAGCCUCUUGGGGCACCGUGUCCUGUUUGGAUGAUUCAUGUCAUUGUGUCAACUUAAAUUUGCAAUAAUGAAGAUAUUGACCUAUGUGGCUCUUUUAACAUUUGCAUCAGCGUGCAUGGUUAAUGCCAGCUGCCCGGGUGUGUGUGAAUGCCCUGCUAUGCCGCCGAUGUGUCCUGCUGGCGUCAGUCUGGUGUUUGAUGGUUGCGGGUGCUGUAAAGUGUGUGCCGCCCAACUCAACCAGGACUGUAAUACUUACAAACCCUGUGACCACCAUAAGGGCUUGGAAUGUAACUAUGGCAAUGAUGUGAUGUUGGGAGCAGGAAUAUGUCGAGCCAAACUGGAAGGUCGCAGCUGUGAAUACAAUAGCCGAAUGUACCAGAAUGGUGAGAGUUUUCGUAUGGGCUGCAAACACCAAUGUACCUGCAUAGAUGGAGCGAUGGGUUGUGGUCCUCUUUGUACAACGAGCCUGCCCCUGUCAUCACCCUCCUGUCCCUAUCCUCGACUUGUGCGGGUGCCCGGCCAAUGCUGCUUUAGCGUGGACUGCCACAAAGGGGCAAUAACACCGCUGAUACCCCAGUGGAAAACAAAGCAGCAGGCUAAUGAUCCUCUUGACAAGAACGUGAAUGUCCUGGGCAAUGAGUUGUGGGAGAGGAGGACUGAAUGGGAAGAUGAACAAGGAUAUAAACACUUACCAAACCCAUGGGCCAUUGGUCGAACACGAUGUGUGGUCCAGACAACUGAUUGGUCUCCAUGUUCAAGUAGUUGUGGCAUGGGGAUGUCUUCACGAGUAACCAACGACAACGCUCAGUGCAAGCUGGAGAGAGAAACUCGUCUAUGCAACAUACGACCCUGCAGCCCACUGGCUGCUGUUCCCAAGAGAGGAAAAAAGUGUACGCGGAUGCAGAAGUCACGGGAACCUGUUCACCUGUCCUACUCAGGCUGCCGUAGCGUUCAAGCUUACAAGUCAAACUACUGUGGCAUGUGCUCUGAUGGUCGGUGCUGUGUGCCACGACGCACUCGUACCGCCUCAGUCCCUUUUCAGUGCCCUGGUGGAGGGCGUUUCGACAAAGCAGUCAUGCUCAUCCUGUCCUGCAAGUGUGGACAAAACUGUGGGCAUCUGAACGAAGCAGCCAUGCCACCUCAGAAGUGGCUUUAUGGAGACACACACAAGUUCAUUGACUAAAUUUUUGGCAAAGACUUUAUAAGGUGUCAUUUGACCAUAUCGUAACGACAGUGUACAACAAAACUGCGCUGAAAUUAAAAUAAUAUUUAAGUGUAGUUCACCACCCAGAACACUGCUGACUCCAGGCAUUUACACAGAUGAUAGACCAGUUUUUUUUGCCUUGCUGGUGUGAUUGAGAGUUCUGCUGGUCAGCAAGUAUGAAUGAAUGCAUUGGUUCAUUGCAUAUAUAUUUUGUAGUUUAUGUUCUUUCUGUAACACUGACUGCAUCAUGUGAAUCCUGGUGAAAAAAAAAAUAGCUGAAAUUUGCACCAUUUCUAGCAAGUUCAGGCGAUUAUUCUUGAUAACUAAUCUUUUUGUGUGAAAUUAUUAGUGAGGAUUAGAAAGAUUUUGUUUGACUUAAAAAGACAAAGUGACAAAGUGUCAUUACAUGAGAAAUAAAAUCAGCAUCAUGACAUGCUGGUACGGGAAAAUAAUCAAUGACAGGGUGGUAUGAUGCUACCCGACACAAAAGGGAGUUACUGUUACCCCAAAGUUAGCACUUAAAUUAUAUAUAUUUUAUCUUCUCUGCAACAUCACAUAGCACAAACUACAAACCCCCUGUGGCAGGAACAUUAGAGACGAUUACAAACCACUGACACUGGAGACUCCUUCCAUAAAAGGUUUAAUUGUUUCUUCCCAGUAUCAAAAAGGAGUUUCUUUUAAGCUUUAUUAUUAUGCUUAGAUAUUGUCAAAGCAUCUGCCAUACAAGUACUUGUGGAAGUUGUUACUGUAUAAAUUAUAAUGAGUGCAUUUUAUAUAAACAUCACAGCCAGAAAUACAUUCGAGGAUGCCCUGAUGGUAAAAUUAGAUUGCUAAUCUAAUCCACAAAUUGCUUCCAUUCGUAUAUGUUCAAUGAAUUAGUGAGAAAUUUGUCAUUUAUAUAUCUAGCUACCCCGAAAAUAACGUAAAUUAAUGGUGUACUCAUCCUAACUAUUUACAAUACACAGGAGCACUCACUGUUACUUGCAUUCAUGAUGGUCAAUUUUGCACUGAUGUCACAUUUGAUAUUGGCAGGACUGAUACAAGUCCUACAAUUGUGUAUUCAUUUACUAUAAAUGUUAAAAGAAUCUAAUUGUUAGUUAUUGCUCAUUUUACAUUUUUAAUCUGGAGCAGCUAAUGUUUUCAACAUGUUUUUUUGCACUAUUACUAAGACUCGCAUUGUAACUGCAGUGAAACCAUUAACAAAAAAUGAUUGAAAGUUGAAAAGAAUAAAGAGUAAUUACUGCCUCAUAA
Molecule: messenger RNA, 2657 nt
Organism: Silurus meridionalis
Lineage: Eukaryota; Metazoa; Chordata; Actinopteri; Siluriformes; Siluridae
Product: CCN family member 1-like
Exons: 5
Coding region: 240-1385 (381 amino acids)
Biological process (GO): signal transduction
Cellular component (GO): extracellular region
Molecular function (GO): protein binding
Source: RefSeq, a predicted model, not a curated record